Molecule: messenger RNA, 913 nt
Organism: Drosophila biarmipes
Lineage: Eukaryota; Metazoa; Arthropoda; Insecta; Diptera; Drosophilidae
Product: serine protease 3
Exons: 2
Coding region: 1-825 (274 amino acids)
Biological process (GO): proteolysis
Molecular function (GO): serine-type endopeptidase activity
Source: RefSeq, a predicted model, not a curated record
AUGAGGGGUCUUACACUCUUGUCGCUUGUGCUCUUCCUCGGGGUCUGUAGCGCCCUCAGGUUUUCCCACUCGGCCAUCCACCCGCGGGAUCUUCAGAUUCAGCAUGGGUGGAGCAUCGAGGGUCGCAUCACCAACGGAAAUCAGGCGACCGAGGGUCAGGUGCCCUACAUCGUGGGAGUCAGCCUGAACAGCAACGGAAACUGGUGGUGGUGCGGUGGAUCCAUAAUUGGACACACCUGGGUGCUGACUGCGGCGCACUGUACCGCUGGUGCUGAUGAAGCCUCACUGUACUACGGUGCCAUUAACUACAACGAACCCGCCUUCCGACACACCGUCAGCAAGGAGAACUUUAUCAGAUACCCCCACUACGUCGGACUCGACCACGAUCUGGCCCUGAUCCGGACUCCCCAUGUGGAUUUCUACAGCCUGGUCAACAAGAUCGAGCUGCCCAGCCUGGACGAUCGCUACAAUUCCUAUGAGAACAGCUGGGUUCAGGCCUCCGGCUGGGGAGCCAUCUACGAUGGCAGCAACGUGGUCGAGGACUUGCGGGUGGUGGACCUGAAGGUGAUCUCUGUGGCCGAGUGCCAGGCCUACUACGGCACGGAGACCGCCUCCGAGAACACCAUCUGUGUGGAGACUCCCGACGGAAAGGCCACCUGCCAGGGCGACUCUGGCGGUCCUCUGGUCACCAAGGAGGGGGACAAGCUCAUCGGAAUCACCUCGUUUGUCUCCAACUACGGCUGCCAGGUUGGAGGACCUGCUGGCUUCACCAGGGUCACCAAGUACCUGGAGUGGAUCAAGGAGGAGACUGGCAUCUAUUAUUAAAUGCCUGAAAGGAGUUGCUUUCUUGGUUAACUUCUUUCUUUACGAAAUCAGUUGCUGUAUUUUUAAAUAAACAGAUUUACUCUUUCAA